Messenger RNA from Acanthosepion pharaonis, 477 nucleotides. The record is from the annotation of a GenBank genome assembly. Lineage: Eukaryota; Metazoa; Mollusca; Cephalopoda; Sepiida; Sepiidae.
AUGGUUUCCGCCAAGGAAAAAGGGUCUGGAGGGUCUUGUUUUUCACGGGAUACUCCUUUCUUUUGCUUUCUUUAUAUUCUUUCGAUUAGAUAUCAGCUUUAUCAUUCUUUAUAUCAUGAUACUCGCCUUUGCGGCGCUAUCCAAGAACGAGACAUGAUUCUCGAUAAUCUCUCUCUCUCUCUCUCUCUCUCUCUCUCUCUCUCUUUCUUUCAUUCAUUCUUUCGUCCUGGGGCUUUAUCCAGAGUGAUAACAGCCCACACGUCCCAUCGUGCUUUGCGUCGAGCUAAAGGGAUUAGUGACUGGCGCAAAGGCAAGAGAGAUGACGAGACCGAGACUCUCUCUCUCUCUCUCUCUCUCUCUCUCUCUCUCUCUCUCUCUCUCUCUAUCUCUCUGUCUUUCUCUCUCAUUCUCUCUCAAUGGAUGAACGCAUGCGCAAAACAGCGGAAUUUUCUAUCUUCAUUUGCCUCAUUUCAUUAA